AGAAAGGAGGAAGCAAAUUCCGCCGGCAUUCCCACGCCUGCCACAGUUCACUUAGUCCGGCCCUUCCUUUUUCGGGAGGGUUUCUUCACCCCGGAGUCUCCUCUUUAUGAAAUCACUUAAUCUCUGGCUUUGCUGUUCCCACAUCCUCUCCCUGAUUAGUCCUGUACGUUUAAAGAUUGAAAAUUACUACAGAGAAGAGACUAGUAAAACUCAUUCCCGGGGGGCGUCUUGGAGAAGACUAAUUUCCUGCCUUCUUAAAUCGGCUAUCUAAAUCAGUUGUUUUGCUCCCAUCUCCAGAGCUUCAAUUGCUCUUUCGCGUCCCAAUUCCACAAGAGCUCUGGGCGACAAAGAGUUAUGGAGAGGCGCCUGCAGGAGGCUCAACUGUACAAGGAGAAAGGGAACCAACGUUACCGAGAAGGGAAGUACCGAGAUGCUGUAAGUAGGUACCAUCGAGCUCUGCUUCAGCUGCGGGGUCUGGAUCCAAGUCUGCCCUCCCCGAUACCUAAUCUAGGACCUCAGGGCCCGGCCCUCACACCUGAACAAGAGAACAUACUGCACACCACCCAGACAGACUGCUACAACAAUCUAGCUGCCUGUCUCCUUCAGAUGGAGCCAGUAAACUACGAACGAGUGAAAGAAUACAGUCAGAAAGUCCUGGAACGACAGCCUGAUAAUGCCAAGGCCUUGUAUCGGGCUGGAGUGGCCUUUUUUCAUCUGCAGGACUAUGACCAGGCUCAGCACUACCUCCUGGCUGCUGUCAAUAGGCAGCCAAAAGACGCCAAUGUCCGGCGGUACCUCCAGCUAACUCAGUCGGAACUCAGUAGCUACCAUCAGAAGGAGAAGCAGCUGUACCUGGGCAUGUUUGGUUAACAAAGAAGAAAGACGCUCCUCUACUUGAACUUAGGUGAACCAUUAAAGACCCAUCGAGGGGAAACCUGAGCCUCAGCAAGAGAAAUUAACCCCAUACCUCUGACCCACGUGGAUUUCUGUUUUCUUUCUAGCUCUGCACAAACUCUCUGGCACUUAAGCAGGCUGUGUCUUUUUUUUGCCUGUCCAUCUACGUAUUUGUAUAGCUUUCCAUACGUGAUAUUCUUGGAGAUGUUUGCUUUGAGAAAUACAAUCAGCUAUAUGUGAAAUAAUCCUGUCUAUGGCAUAGAUUUUAACGAUAGAUGUUGUUAGAUGUGUCCAUAUACAGAGGAAAAAGCUCAUAAGGAUGAAAUCAUGAUCACAAAGUUUUUUCUUUGGUCCCUCAGCUUCCCAAAGCCAAAGUUACAUAGGCCACAACCCGGGAAAUAUAUUUUUUUGUGAAAAUAGACAAUUACAAGUUGGACCCACAUGACUUAAACGACUUGAAAUUAACCAUUUUGAUUAAAUCAAAUUCCUUAUGUACAUUCAGACCUCCCCCCCACAAAAGUAUCUGGUUCCUAUUUUUUCUGGUGAUAAUUUCUAGUCCCUGGUAUUGUUCAUACUCAGAUCAUUCAUACAAUAUGCUUAUUUAUUUUUUUCAUUAAACUCUUCUAUCUUAAAACCUUGAGUCAAGCAUUUAAGUAUUUAAUAAUUCUUUAGCCUCGUGCCAAAAAACCCCCCAAAACCUAAGUAAACAUUUUCUUUUUUAACAGGUACAUAUCUAUAGUAUGCUCAUUUCUCCAAAAAAAAGGGUGGGGCGGAGUGGACAGGUUGCUGUGUCUUCUUGAAACAAUACCAUGAAAGAGCAGGAUAAAAACAUCAGUCUGUUCUUUCUUUCCCCGUCACCUUGUAUUAUGCAAAAGCUCAGUUCCUUACAGAGGAGGGAAAUGAGGAAGAGUUCUCCUUCCCUAGUGCUUAAGCUCCCCAUGGAACUUUCUGGAAGUUUUGUCAGUGCAGGCUGUGGACCUGGUACAGUCAUGUCUCCGUAGGAGGUUCCAUCAACCAGGAGAUCCUUUGCCAUUUUGUGCGCUUGUUGUGAAUAAUGUUCACAAUGUAUACUGCCUCUACCUUUAUGAGUAGAGGUAGUAAGCAUGUGUCACUAGCCAUUACAUAAGGACAGAUUUCAGAAAGAACAAUAAAAACAAUCCCAAGUCCUCUGUA
Lynx canadensis (Canada lynx) is the source of this 2067-nucleotide messenger RNA. RefSeq names its product tetratricopeptide repeat domain 9C (gene TTC9C). Lineage: Eukaryota; Metazoa; Chordata; Mammalia; Carnivora; Felidae. The coding region runs from base 355 to 870 and encodes 171 amino acids. Gene Ontology annotation, molecular function: protein binding. The record is from RefSeq and is a predicted model, not a curated record. The transcript is spliced from 3 exons.